Molecule: messenger RNA, 1146 nt
Organism: Cornus florida
Lineage: Eukaryota; Viridiplantae; Streptophyta; Magnoliopsida; Cornales; Cornaceae
Exons: 3
Coding region: 511-939 (142 amino acids)
Source: RefSeq, a predicted model, not a curated record
CUCAAGAGAAACACCAUGGCGGGCGAAUCUUCAAAGCGGAUGAAGAUAGAGUGCGGCGGUUCCGGGAAUCCACUGCCACCGCAGCCAGUUCCGUCGCCACCAGGUCCUCCGGUGCCCUUGCCGGUUCUGCCGCAGCCAGUUGAACUUGACGCCAUUCAACUUGACGCCAUUCCUAACGAUCUCCCACGUUUUGGUGUUGUGUGCGUAUGUCCUACUGCAUACAGGUUCAUACUUGACAGAAAUGACUAUGCUUAUCGAUUCUCGUGUGAGGAUUGCGAGAGGUAUUACUUAUUCAAAGCCUUUGCUUCUCUGGAGAAGAUUCAGCCGCAACCCAAGCCCCAGCUGGAGCUCCCACCACAACUUCCAAUAAUACAGGCACUAACCUCUUUUUUUUUUUUUGGUUCAAUCGACUGACAUAGCCAUUUUCUUGUUUAGAUUGUGAACUGUGAAUGUGCGACCUUCCAUAAUAUCAGUGUUUCCAGCAACAAUGUCUUUUUGAAUGUCCAAUGUAUGAUUUGUCAAGGAGAAGUCAACUUUCAUAUACUAGAGCAGUAUCCGGACUCUGUCUCCAAAGCCCUCACUGCCGCGGAGACCAUUCCAUAUAAAGAUUUACCGGACGUUGCGUGUGUUCAUGAGCUACUCUUUACAUGUCAUUGCUCAAAACGUCACAUUAUCAAAUCAUCGUCAGGGGAUCUCCGUUUUUCAUUUGCCUGCCUCCAAUGCAAGUGGAAGUACCUCUUUGUCCUUGCGGGCACAUACCAGCUGCUGGACCAGAAUUUCUACCAGAAUUUCUUCCGUUAUAGGAAGGAGGAUGAACCAAAUUGCAGAGAUAGUACUCUCCAGAAGGAAAGAUCUGUAAGUCACAACUUUGUGUUGGUUUGCUUUUAUUGUGGACAUUACCUUUAUGUGUUUUUUCAGUUUGCUUUCGCCCGUGGAUAGUUUUUGCUGAAGAAGAUCAAAGUGAAUUUUUUUUGGAUACAUGUAUAGUGGGAGGUUUAGUAAGCCCACUGUUUUUAAUAAUGUGGGCAAUGGCCAGAGAGUGAAUGGGCAAUUUUAAAAUUCUUGGAAGCAUGUUUGUAAUUAAUGAAUUGACUUUUAUUAGUGAAUGAUCGUUGAUAAAAUUCUGGGAAGCAUGCAAACAUUAUA